This is a messenger RNA of Leptopilina boulardi, 1485 nucleotides long. RefSeq lists its product as uncharacterized. Lineage: Eukaryota; Metazoa; Arthropoda; Insecta; Hymenoptera; Figitidae. The transcript has 6 exons. The record is from RefSeq and is a predicted model, not a curated record. The coding region runs from base 1 to 1260 and encodes 419 amino acids.
AUGAGGCAAUGUUCUGCUGUGGACGAGCAAGUAUUGGAAAAACAAAUAGCCGAAUUACCCGAAUUACCCGAACAGAUGCAAGAUGUUGUUAAACAUAUCCUCAUGUAUGGAAAAGUUGACAGUAAAAAUGGAAUGCGAUAUACCAAACGGUAUAUCCUUGAAUGCCUUUUAUUAAGCAUAAAAAGCAGGAAAGGAUAUUUGCAUUUGCGAUCGCAUAACAUCUUACCGUUACCAACUCCUUCAACGUUAAGAAAAUAUCUAAAAAACAUGAAAGCUCAAUAUGGAUUCGACUUGAGCGUUUUUAAGAUGUUAAAGCUUAAAAGCGAAAACAUGAAGCCCGAAGAAAGAAGAGGGGUUCUCGUUUUAGACGAAAUGUCUCUGAGCAAAGGAGUACAUUUUGACUGUGAAAAAUUGUCCGUAAUGGGCUUUACGGAUUUAGGAGACUAUACUCCGGAGCACCAAAAAAGCCAGCGGGGUGAUCACGCUCUUGUGCUGAUGUUCCAGCCUUUCCGAGGCAGUUGGGUUCAAAAUAUUGCGGCUUUUCUAAGUAAAGGUGCAGCAAAUGGCGAAGUGCUGAACCAUAUUGUCUUAGAGGCCAUUAUUUUGUUGGACAAUAGUGGAUUUCAAGUUGAUGUGGUCACAACAGAUGGUGGUCAAUGGAACAGACGAAUAUGGACAUUGUUUGGACUAAAAAAAUAUACUGCUGACUGCAUUCAUCCAUGUUCAAAACCUACCGAUGAAGAUUCAAAUCAAAGACGUUUACACUUUUGCAGUGACUUCUCACAACUAGUUAAAAAUUUUAGAAAUUUUGUAAUGGAUGACGAAACAGUAGAGACUCCUGAUGGCACUGUAAAAAAGGAGCACUAUCGUGCGAUCAUAAGAUGUGACGGAGGAGCAAAACAUUUGGGUUUAAAAAUUGCCCACAAAUUAACUUCAGAUCAUCUUGAUCCCCAGUUCUAUCAAAAAAUGCACGUACAUAAGGCAUUUGAUGUAUUCUCUGCCAACGUUGCCACAGCUAUGGACAUUUACAGAAACAUGGACAAAGCUUUAAAGGAUUGCGAUCCGACAAUUGAGCUUUUAAGACGCUUUGGUACUUUAAUAACUACAAUGACAUCAAGGUGCCCUUUUAAUGGUUUAAAAAUUGAUAGUGAAGACUAUCACAAUAUUAUCAGCUGCCGUGAAUAUCUACAAAAUUGGAAAGAUUUCGCCAAAAGAACAACCAUCGUUUUAUGUCCGAAAGUACAUAUAAGGGUUUUAUAAUUACUUUAACAACUGUAAUUGAAGUUGUUAAAUUUUUAUCUACUCAUUGUAACUAUGAUUUCUUGAUGACUGCCAGACUCAAUCAAGAUGCACUUGAAGGAAUGUUCGGUAUGAUUCGUAGCUGUUGUGGUUCUUUUGAUAAGCCGGACCCUUUAUUGUUCAUCCAAGUUUAUCGCCUUUUGAGUUUUUAUUCGUUGGUAAAACCGCCAAAAGGGUCAAACGUAG